CCCCCAGACCCCGGGCUCCAGCGCCGAGGCGGGAGACCGGGAGCCCCAGCAGAGGCAGGAGGACGAGGAGGAGGAGGAGGAGCCGUCGCAGGAUGAAGGAUCGGACUCAGGAGCUGCGGAGUGCGAAAGACAGUGAUGAUGAAGAGGAGGUGGUCCACGUGGACCGAGACCACUUCAUGGAUGAGUUCUUCGAACAGGUAGAAGAGAUCCGAGGCUGCAUUGAGAAACUGUCGGAGGACGUGGAACAGGUGAAAAAACAGCAUAGUGCCAUUCUGGCCGCCCCCAACCCAGACGAGAAGACCAAACAGGAGCUGGAGGACCUCACUGCAGACAUCAAGAAGACGGCCAACAAGGUCCGGUCCAAGUUGAAAGCGAUCGAGCAAAGCAUCGAACAGGAGGAGGGGCUGAACCGUUCCUCCGCGGACCUGCGCAUCCGCAAGACCCAGCACUCCACACUCUCCCGGAAGUUCGUGGAGGUAAUGACCGAAUAUAACGCUACCCAGUCCAAGUACCGGGACCGCUGCAAGGACCGGAUCCAAUCCAGGCUGGAAUGCAGUGGCACGAUCACAGCUCAAUGCAGCCUCAGCCUGCUAGGCUCAGGUGAUCCUUCUGCCUCAGCCUUUCAAAUCAAAAUGGACUCGCAGAUGACAAAGCAGGCGCUGAACGAGAUCGAGACGAGGCACAACGAGAUCAUCAAGCUGGAAACCAGCAUCCGCGAGCUGCACGACAUGUUUGUGGACAUGGCCAUGCUCGUGGAAAGCCAGGGCGAGAUGAUUGACCGCAUCGAGUACAACGUGGAACAUUCCGUGGACUAUGUGGAGCGAGCUGUGUCCGAUACCAAGAAAGCUGUGAGAUAUCAGAGCAAGGCUCGGAGGAAGAAAAUCAUGAUCAUCAUUUGCUGUGUGGUGCUGGGGGUGGUCUUGGCGUCAUCCAUUGGGGGGACGCUGGGCUUGUAGGCCCCCCCAUCCUUCUCUCUCCCAGACCCCUCCCCCACCACAUCGGGAGCAAUACCCCCACCACCCCUUUCACUCCAUCCCCUGCUCCAGGCUCAUCCCCGAAACAGACCCAGGCAGCCCUACCCUUCCCUUCCCCCCCACGGCAGACCCUGGAGUCCCUGGACCUCACCCUGCCAUGGACCACCCGCCCCCUGCCCCGCACGUAGAUAGCAGCAGGCGUGAUUACACAUGCACACCAACAUGCAUGCCGCCGGCACAUGCUCGAGACGUGUGGACACCCCAGCGUGUGUGUACAUGUGUAGAUGUGUGUAGAAACACCAAAUCACCUUUCUUGCUCCCUACCCUGGGUGCGUGUGUGGUCUGAGCUUCCCCCUCUUCACCUGGGUUGUCGUGUAGACUGUGGCUGAGUAUAACACAGCAGUCCAUCAUGCCCCGCUCUGUCUUCUGUGAAUAGGUGUGUAUGCGUAUGUGUGUGUAACCACAGAUCUGUGGACACAAAAUUUGUGUACAUGGAAUUUUGUGUUUGAGUGUUUGAACCUAAUGCAACAGCAGCUUCUCUACUGAUGCCCCUCCCCUGUGUCUGCUACAAAUUGGGCGGGUUGUGUGUGUGUGCAGAUGCUCACACUCCCAUUCUCGGAGGAUCCAGGUAGGCCCAGAUACACACAAGCCAUGGCAGACCCUCCAUGAGAUAUAGAACAAACCCUCCUGGAUUGUUACUCCAGGGGUUGCUGUGUGUCCUGGGGAAGGUGUGUGUGUGUGUGUGUGUGUGUGUGUGUGUGUGUGUGUGUGUGUGUGUGUGUUGCACAUGUGUGUGUGAGGGAGAGCCUGUAGUGAGUGGGAGCAAAACGUGCAAAUGACCUAGCUCAGCCUGGUGUCCAUGUACCUCCUCCACAGCAGGUGAUGUGCGCGAUGUGUGUGUGUGUCUCCAGGAUGUGCCUAAAGUGUUGACAGGUCUUCUCAGAGCCCUCCACACUGUGGAUAGGAUUCCUGUUUUGGUUGGUCAUAGCAAUUUGUAUUCCUGUGCUCCCUAGAACACAGCUGUGUGACUGUGUGUGUGUGUGUGCACGCGUACGCACAUGUGUAUGUCUAGGGACUUUCACCAUAGUGUAUUUCUGCCCCCUGUGUAUUACAUGCACGUGUUUAUCUUUGAGGACACGUGCCCCAUCCAGGUUUGUUUAUCCAGAUUCCUUUGCCCUCCCUACUCUCCCCGAGCUACUGACCAGUAACUGGUGUGGCCGCACACGCUGCUACAUCCACAUUGUGCAACCGAAGCUUCCACCCUCAGAGCCCCUGCGCACGUGCCCAGAUCCUUAUCUUAAUGUCUUUGCCCAAGGAUGGCCCUGAGCCCACGAAAGCUGGUCCACCUCCGUGUGCUCACACUUGCCACAGCUGAGCAAGUCCCAUGUAGGAAGCCAUACCCAGGCAUGCACACAUAUCUGUGCAUGCUGACAUGGCGUGGUGCCUCUGCAGGCCCCAGCCAUUUACACAGAAUGCCUCCUGGAAGGGCUGUUUGUGGAGAUGUUACUGAUGUGGCAGGAUGUCAAGGGCUGUCCCAGGCAGAUGGAAAAUCAGAGCAUGACCCCUGCCUCACACACUUACCUCGGACCUGGGAAAGGUCGAUGUGUGUCUCCGCUGGCCCAUCGGAUGCUCUGGGUCUGCCUCAGGGAACUCAGGUUUGGGGAACUGUUUAUUUCAGACGGACCGGAGUGGUCAGUGUGGCAGGGGCCACUCAGGGUGGGCCAUCCCCCUGACACCCACCCUGAGACCCAUCCCCUAGACACCUCUCCUUUCGAAACAUUGGCAGUGGUGGCUCCUGAUGCCAGGGUAUGAGGUUGAGGGUGGGACACGGGCCAGGGUUUCUGACGGUGAGGGAGGGGCUAGCACCUCCCUUGUAUAGUCAGCAUAGGCAGUUUGAAGGUUUGUGGGUAUGAUGGCAGGUAGGAGGUGCAGGGGAGAAAGGACAAUGUUAGAAGCCCUUACUCUGUGGCUCAGAAACAUGUAGGUUGAACACAAGUACAUGAAUGACCCUGGGGCAGUGCAUACACGUGCACAGGGUGAAGGACUCGGCGUGUGUGAAGACCCCAGGGUCCCACGUCAUGUGGCAUGCGUGUGUGUGUGUGUAUGUGUAUGUGUGUGAAUGAGGCCAUACAGGUGUGUGUGUAUGUGUGUGUGUGUGUGUGUGUAUGUGUGUGAAUGAGGCCAUGCGGAUGUGACCUCCCGGAACACAAUACCCCUUCCAACCCCACCCCAGCUCAGCCAGCCAACUCUCCCCUGCCUGGCUGUUUGGGCUCUGCCCACUCUGGUCUAUGUGCAUGUCAGUGUGGCCACAUGUAUGUGACCCCCAGGUCGGCUGUCCUGAGGAGGGGAAUCUGCCUGUCAUUCCCAGAAUGCCCUUCUGCAGGACAGGAAGUCUGUCCCGGAGUCUGGCCGGAACUCUCCCACGUCCAUCCCAGGUUGCUUUGGAGAUACCAGAGCAGGCCCCAGGACCCAGCCCCCUUCUUCCUUCCUGCUGCCCAGACAGGAGCGCCCUUCAACCCAGGUGUUUCUGGAAGCCCCACAGCCUUGCUGCAGGAGAAGGGUGAAGCCAUGGCUGGAAUGUGGCUCCUGCCUCGAGGGUCGUUGGGCCCACGGCUGCCCAUCUCUGGGCCUCAGGUGGACCAGGGGAUCCCUGAGGGUCUGCUGUGCCCCAGCUUUCUCCAAGUCCCACACAUCAUGGGAUGUGUCUGCUUGUUGACUGCUGCCUCUGUGUGUGUCCUGGAGUAUUGUCUGGGGGCUGGUGUCUUUUGCAUGUUCUCGGACAAACAUGUUCUGCUCACCCUCCAUGCACCUACAACCCUCAAGCCCAUGUGUGCCCCAUGGGUGGUCCCGGGCCUGGCCAGGGCUCAGUGCUUCCCCUCCCCCUUUCUCCCUAUCCCUGCCUCUCACGAAGCACACUGCGUGUCCAUCCCAUGUGCCCGUGGGUCGAUACACACUCUCGCCACGCCUUGAGCGUGUACACAUGUGUUCUAUGCAUUCACCCUGCCUCCCCAGCCCGCCCCGCAGAGGACAAGAUGGGUGGCCCCCGGCUCCCUUCUCCCCCACCCAACCCCUGCCCGCUGUGCAGCCGUGUGCGUUGGCGUGUGUUUCUGUGUCGCUGGCGUGUCACGUGAUGUAGCCGUGUUUGCUGACAUGAGCCCCUGCCCCCUUCUCUGUUUCUCCGUUGGUUUCUAGAGCUCUUUCCCUCCCCUCCCCAGAGGGGACAGGACUCCUGGGGCCUGGCUGGGGGCCCAGAGCCAGGCCACCCUCUCCUGUUAGCCCUCAGAGUUCCAUUUCUCUCUAUUGGUGACCAAGUUGCAAAUGGAUAAAACACAGGAAAAUUCUGCCCCCCCCAGCCCUGCAUGUCCUGUCCCCAGAGCCCCCCACCCCCACCCCGGGCCGGGUCGGGCCCCGUGGGACGGGAGAAAUAGCAACCAAUCCAACAGCGGG
This is a messenger RNA of Carlito syrichta (Philippine tarsier), 4421 nucleotides long. RefSeq names its product syntaxin 1B (gene STX1B). The transcript is spliced from 10 exons. NCBI's taxonomy places the organism in Eukaryota, Metazoa, Chordata, Mammalia, Primates, Tarsiidae. The record is from RefSeq and is a predicted model, not a curated record. Bases 93 to 956 code for a protein of 287 amino acids. Gene Ontology annotation, biological process: exocytic insertion of neurotransmitter receptor to postsynaptic membrane; vesicle fusion; intracellular protein transport. Gene Ontology annotation, cellular component: plasma membrane; SNARE complex; endomembrane system. Gene Ontology annotation, molecular function: SNAP receptor activity; SNARE binding.